AUUUGUGAGACUUAAGUACACACGAUCUCACUCUCGAUCGAUCUUUUCCUCUCUUCCACUCGUGUCACAGCACACAAGAGAGAGCGAGAGCGUGGGAAGUGGCCGACAGGGGAGCUGCUCGUGCUCGACCGGCAUGGCGAAGGAAGGCCUGGAGGAAGCCCUCCUGGUCGCGAGCCGCGCGACGGAUGGAGGCGGCGACGAGGGCCUGGGGCUGGGGGUGCGCGACGAGGUGAAGAAGCAGCUGUGGCUGGCCGGGCCGCUCAUCGCCGGCGCGCUGUUGCAGAACCUGAUCCAGAUGAUCUCGGUCAUGUACGUCGGCCACCUCGGCGAGCUCGCCCUCGCCGGCGCCUCCAUGGCCAGCUCCUUCGCCACCGUCACCGGCUUCAGCCUCCUGCUUGGAAUGGCGAGUGCACUGGACACCCUCUGCGGCCAAGCAUACGGAGCCAGGCAAUACCACCUCCUCGGCGUCUACAAGCAGCGGGCGAUGGUGAUCCUCACCCUGGUCAGCAUCCCCCUGGCCGUGGUGUGGUUCUACACUGGCGAGAUCCUGCUCCUGUUCGGGCAGGACCCCGACAUCGCCGCGGAGGCCGGCACCUACGCGCGCUGGAUGAUCCCGGCGAUCUUCGCGUACGGGCUGCUGCAAUGCCAUGUCCGGUUCCUGCAGACGCAGAACAUCGUGCUCCCGGUGAUGGCGAGCGCCGGCGCGGCCGCGGCGUUCCACCUCCUCGUCUGCUGGCUGCUCGUGUACGUCGCCGGGAUGGGCAGCAAGGGCGCCGCGCUCAGCAACGCCGUCUCCUACUGGGUCUACGUGAUCGUGCUGGCUGUGUACGUCAGGGUGUCGGGCUCCUGCAAGGAGACGUGGACGGGGUUCUCCACGGAGGCGUUCCGCGACGUGCUCAGCUUCUUCCGGCUCGCCGUCCCGUCGGCCCUCAUGGUCUGCCUGGAGAUGUGGUCGUUCGAGCUCAUAGUGCUCCUGUCAGGCCUUCUUCCCAAUCCAAAGCUGGAGACUUCGGUGCUGUCCAUCAGCCUCAACACCGCUGCCUUCGUAUGGAUGAUCCCCUUUGGCCUCGGCUCUGCCAUAAGCACCCGUGUCUCAAACGAGCUCGGAGCGGGGCGCCCCGACGCUGCCCGGCUUGCGGUGCGUGUCGUCGUCUUGUUGGCCAUGGCGGAAGGACUGAUCAUGGGGUUGGUGCUGAUCUGCAUCAGAUACGUCUGGGGGCAUGCCUACAGCGACGUGGAGGAGGUUGUGACUUACGUUGCCUGGAUGAUGCUCAUCAUCUCGGUGUCCAACUUCUUCGACGGAAUCCAGUGCGUCCUUUCAGGGGUGGCUAGAGGCUGUGGAUGGCAGAAGAUUGGUGCUUGGAUCAAUCUUGGUGCCUACUAUAUCGUCGGCAUCCCCUCGGCCUACCUCAUAGCCUUCGUCUUGCAAGUCGGCGGGACGGGGCUCUGGUUGGGCAUCAUCUGUGGCCUGAUGGUGCAAGUCCUGUUGCUCAUGACCAUCACGAUAUGCACAGACUGGGAUAGAGAGGCGGAUAAGGCAAAGGACAGGGUAUUCAGUUCUUCUCUCCCAACAGAUUUCGCAACUGAAGACCAUACCUAGACUAUCAACCGAAGAAACUAGGAAACAGAGAUGACCCAAUUUCAUCGAGCCUUCGUGCCAAGGCUCACACUGUUUUAGUCUACCAAAACUGUACAGCCUUAUCCCUAAAUCAGAUACUUGGGAGAAGUUUCAUUAUGAUAAUAUAUCCAGCCACUACCGUUGCAACCCCAGCCAGAUCAGAUAGCUUGAGUGCAGCCAACAUAUCGCACGGCACUGAGAAGUAGAAUUAAUAACUGAAAACAUCUACUAGGAUAAAUUACCAUCAAGUCAGAUCCACAUGCUAAUCUUAGCACUACAAUUUAACGGUUUGCAGUUCCAAGAGACACAGUAUAAUUUCCCAAAAUCUACAAUUGUGCGCAACCAUUGUCUGGACGAGGCCUAGAGUCAUUCACCAGCUGCGAAUGACUCAAUGAAGAUUCCGACUUCUGGAUUUUGCGACUCUGGUAUCUUGGGUCUCAUCAUCCCUCUUCCUUUUCUUUGACGGUGCAUCAUCCCAAAUCCUUGACGAUACUUCCUGUGAUCUGCCAUGGUGUACUGAAGCAUUUGCUCUGAACCAGAGCACUGCCCUAUUUGCCCAAACGUUUGACUUUUUCCAUAUAAACUCAGCCUUCCUCGUCCGUGCAAUUACCAUCAUAUCUUGAUUUUCACUUAUUCCAAGCUUCUUGCAAAUAAUGGCCAGGCAGCAUAAAAGAAGAUUACACUUGUCGGAUUUAAGAAGAGGAAAAUACUCAGUACCAUAUAAUCGUGCAUAUUUCCAUGUCUCUCUUGAAUUCUCCACAGAUGGAUUGGCAACAUAGGUUCUGCAGACUCUGCACAGUGAAAUAAGAGUGUUCUUCGUCAUCUGAUGCCAAAGACAUGCUCCUAGCUGAAUGAGUGAUGCAUGUAGUCCAAAACAAGCACGCAGGUAUAAGUUUACAGCAUGUAGUCCUGUAAAAGCCAAGUCCUGCUCAUAAAGCAUCUGACACAUUCUCUUUGCA
Molecule: messenger RNA, 2577 nt
Organism: Triticum dicoccoides
Lineage: Eukaryota; Viridiplantae; Streptophyta; Magnoliopsida; Poales; Poaceae
Product: protein DETOXIFICATION 16-like
Exons: 8
Coding region: 134-1600 (488 amino acids)
Biological process (GO): xenobiotic detoxification by transmembrane export across the plasma membrane
Cellular component (GO): membrane
Molecular function (GO): xenobiotic transmembrane transporter activity; antiporter activity
Source: RefSeq, a predicted model, not a curated record